This is a messenger RNA of Dichotomopilus funicola, 626 nucleotides long. RefSeq lists its product as uncharacterized. Lineage: Eukaryota; Fungi; Ascomycota; Sordariomycetes; Sordariales; Chaetomiaceae. The record is from RefSeq and is a predicted model, not a curated record. Gene Ontology annotation, molecular function: actin binding. The transcript is spliced from 3 exons. The annotation marks the transcript as partial.
AUGCCUCCUCCUCCACCGCCGCCGCCGCCUCCUCCUCCUGGGUUCGGCGGACCUCCUCCGCCUCCACCCCCUCCUCCACCUUCAGCGGCUGCUACUCCAGGCCGAGGCGCGCUACUCGCAGACAUCCACAAAGGCAGGGCGUUAAAAAAGACCGUCACCAAUGACCGCUCGGCACCUCAAGUCGGCAAAUCCUCGUCGGGAGGUGGUGGCGGACCUGGACCGUCUGCACUCGGCGCGCCUCCGAUCCCGGGUCUGCCGAAAGCCCCAGGCGGCCUAGCGCCCCCUGUCCCGGGGCUCCGGGCACGGAGUAAUAGUGAUCAGGGCGGAGGGAAGUCGGCGGUUGAGUCUAGCAGUGAUGCACCGCAGCAAUUGGCUGGUUUGUUCUCUGCUGGCAUGCCCAAGCUACGGAAGACGGGUGGAGGUGUUUCUACAGGAGCCGACCGAGACGCUUCGUAUCUAUCAGACUCAGGAACCCCCCCACGAUCCGCCCCAAAGCCCCCCGCUGCCGCUGCUCCGCCUGUGCCCGGUCGACCAGCACCGAACAGCGCACCGAGUUUCCCGAAGAAAGGUCCGCCCCCGCCGAUCGGCAAGAAACCACCGCCGCCUCCCCCAGGCUCGAGAAAACC